This is a messenger RNA of Lactuca saligna, 342 nucleotides long. The record is from the annotation of a GenBank genome assembly. NCBI's taxonomy places the organism in Eukaryota, Viridiplantae, Streptophyta, Magnoliopsida, Asterales, Asteraceae.
AUGGUUCGUGUUGUGGACCGUGUUGUCGAGAACAGUGAGUUCGCGCUUGGGAUUCGCCUUGUGAAGGCCGCGUGUGUGGCUGCUGGUAUAGAGAGGGGGAAAAAGAUGGUACGAGUGUGGUCGGCUAGCAGCAUUCCUGGAUCGUCUGAUCCAGUUGUUGUAGCACGGUCUGUCGAUCCAAUGCAUGCUGUCGUCAAGGCUUUUUCCGAGAUGGACUCCGCGUCCUAUCUCCGUUUGGGCGAGCUCGACCUUGCUGAUCUUCACCAACUAUGCUUUGAGGAGGAGGAGGAACUCGUUUCAGAUGGUGGUGUUGAGGGCGUUUCCCCAAAUCAACCUCGCUAG